This is a messenger RNA of Lithohypha guttulata, 819 nucleotides long. RefSeq lists its product as uncharacterized. The record is from RefSeq and is a predicted model, not a curated record. The transcript has 2 exons. NCBI's taxonomy places the organism in Eukaryota, Fungi, Ascomycota, Eurotiomycetes, Chaetothyriales, Trichomeriaceae. Bases 1 to 819 code for a protein of 272 amino acids.
AUGCACACCAUACCUGUUGCGCUGUUGAUCAGCCUCGUCCUCGGUGCGCCUCUUACUCUGCCUGAUGCAGACAUAGGAAAUGCAACGUCAAAUAUCACGCAUGAUACAGGCAGAGUGACCGACCUCGCUGCUCCUGACGUACGCAAUGUUACCACAUAUACCGGCCCUAUUGGUGGUGACGCCGCCACCCUCAAAGUUCGUGAUUCAGGUAAUGCAACCACCUACGACACUUCCUUCGAUGACCUCAAACCUGGCGCACUGCCGAUUGCCGGCACUGAAGGUGAAAUUGGGCCUUACAACGGUCUCGAGUUCAAGUCUAUUGGUGUUAUUGACAACGGCGUUGGAGGCACAGUCGUUGCUGGGGUACGAUCCAGCUCUCCACCUAAUGUCGCCGUAUACUCCAGCCUCAAUGCCGGCACCAUCAAUGGCGAAGGGACUAAUCCUCGCAUCACGACACAAUACAUUGGCUCUGUGGGGGACACUUUUGACUUCAAAUCCUUCUACUAUGGUUGUGUUUCCAAUCUUCAAGAGAGUGUGGGGACUGUUCCUACGGCCUGCAAAGUGACAGUCACGGGCUACAAGGCAACUAAGCCAGUCGCCAGACAGGAAUUCAGGUUCGGCCCGCCCCUUUUGUCGGUCGUUGCUGGUAUGGAGUCAGGCGUGUUACAGGGAUUCAACGGCAUUGACACGGCGGUAUUCGAGACGGAUACCGAUAAUACUCUGUUGAUGAGUAGUGGUGGUCUGGCUGUUGCUACUUUGCUCGAUAAUUUGGUCUAUACGACAUAUAACGCUGAUCAGCCAGUUGUGGUUCCUGUCUGA